GAAGCUGUUAAUGGUGGAGGAUGUGUGUGGGCAGGGGUAGAGGGGUUCAGCUCCUAGCAGAGGGUUGGCUGGGUUUUAUUUUUCCUCCUCUUAUUUGAAUGUGCGUCUGUCCCUCCGGCUUAUUUUAGCAACCCCCCCCCUUCCCCCUCCCCGCUUGGGAAUAACCCGCUCGCUCGGGGGCCAGCUACAUUUGACGUCAGGCUGGCGUUCGUAGUUUUGACGUGUAAACACUCGGUUCCAGCCCGGCGCGGGAGAGGGUUUGGGCGCCGUUCAGCCCCGCGCCAGAGCCGUGGCGCGCUUGGCUGGGAGACGCUGCGCCCUCCAGCCUGCCGGGUGUCCGCAUAGCAACCAGGAGCGAAAGGGCUGCAGCCGGGGCGAUCGAUCCGCCGCCUGGUCCCCCCCUCCCCGCGUUUCUUUGAUUUCCCGCGUCCCUCGCCGGGCCAUGGACGGGAGGCGACGGGUGGCUCUGGCUCUCCUCUGCGCCUGGUGCGCGGCUGCCAGCCUGGCCGGCGCGGAGAAGCAGUUCGUCAAUGAAUGGGCGGCGGAGAUCCCCGGCGGUCCGGCGGCAGCCCAGGCCAUAGCCGAGGAGCUGGAGUACGAGCUGCUGGGCCAGAUUGGAUCACUCGAAAAUCACUAUCUAUUCAGACACAGAAGCCAUCCAAGAAGAUCUCGAAGAAGUGCCAUUCAUAUCACUAAGAGACUCUCCGAUGAUCAUCGUGUGUCAUGGGCAGAGCAACAAUAUGAAAAAAAGCGAACUAAGCGUUCAGCCUUGAGAGACUCAGCAGAAAACCUUUUCAACGAUCCUAUGUGGAAUCAGCAGUGGUACCUGCAAGAUACAAGGGUGACUCCAUCUCUGCCAAAACUGGAUCUCCAUGUUAUUCCUGUAUGGCAAAAAGGGAUUACAGGCAAAAGCGUUGUUAUAACAGUGCUCGAUGAUGGCUUGGAGUGGAAUCACACUGACAUAUAUAAUAACUAUGAUCCCGAGGCAAGUUAUGAUUUCAAUGACAAUGAUCACGAUCCCUUUCCCAGAUAUGAUCCAACAAAUGAAAACAAACAUGGAACACGAUGUGCAGGAGAAAUUGCCAUGCAGGCCAAUAACAAGAAAUGUGGUGUUGGUGUGGCAUACAAUUCCAGAGUUGGAGGUAUAAGAAUGCUGGAUGGAAUAGUCACUGAUGCAAUUGAAGCCAGUUCAAUUGGUUUUAAUCCAGAACAUGUGGAUAUUUACAGUGCAAGCUGGGGCCCUAAUGAUGAUGGUAAAACUGUAGAGGGACCUGGCAGGCUAGCACAGAAGGCUUUUGAACAUGGGAUCAAACAGGGCCGAAAUGGAAAAGGUUCAAUUUUUGUAUGGGCUUCUGGGAAUGGUGGUCGUCAGGGUGAUAAUUGUGACUGUGAUGGUUACACAGAUAGUAUCUACACUAUAUCCAUCAGCAGUGCUUCUCAACAAGGUCUUUCUCCCUGGUAUGCAGAGAAGUGCUCCUCGACACUGGCCACAGCCUACAGCAGUGGGGAUUAUACUGACCAGAGAAUUACAAGUGCUGAUCUUCACAACGAAUGUACUGAGACUCACACUGGGACCUCUGCAUCUGCUCCAUUGGCAGCAGGGAUUUUUGCUCUAGCUCUUGAUGCAAAUCCUAAUCUAACCUGGAGGGAUAUGCAGCAUUUGGUAGUCUGGACUUCAGAAUAUGACCCACUGGCCAACAAUCCUGGAUGGAAGAAGAAUGGAGCAGGGUUGAUGGUGAAUAGCAGAUUUGGAUUUGGAUUGCUUAAUGCCAAGGCACUGGUGGAUUUAGCUGAUCCUAAAAUCUGGAAAGGAGCACCUGAAAAGAAAGAGUGUAUAGUAAAGGACAACAGCUUUGAACCUAGGUUAUUAAGAGCAAACGGAGAAGUAACCAUUGAAAUUCCCACAAAAGCUUGUGAAGGGCAAGAAAAUUCUGUCACGUCUCUGGAGCAUGUGCAGUUUGAAGCAACAAUUGAAUAUUCCCGCAGAGGUGAUCUUCAUGUCACCCUCACUUCCCCAUCAGGAACCAACACUGUCUUACUGGCUGAAAGAGAGAGAGAUAAGUCUCCCAAUGGUUUUAAAAACUGGGACUUCAUGUCUGUUCACACAUGGGGAGAGAAUCCAAAAGGCACUUGGACUUUGAGAAUUACUGAUGUGUCUAGGAGAAUGCAGAAUGAAGGGAGAAUUGUGAAUUGGAAAUUGAUUUUGCAUGGCACUUCUACUCAACCUGAACACAUGAAGCAGCCUCGUGUAUACACAUCCUACAAUGCAGUGCAAAAUGACAGAAGAGGAGUGGAGAAGAUGGCAGACUUUGUAGAGGAUCCUACCACACAAGAGAACCUGAGUGCAAAACCCAAGGUCACCGAAGGUACCAGCAGCAGCACUGAUAAAAUGGGAGACAAAAUCCUGUCAGAGGCAAUGCUUCGUCUAUUGCAAAGUGCUUUUAGCCGGCACAUGGCCCAGAAUCGAGCACCAAAGAAGACUCCAAAUGAAAAGUUAAAUAUUCCAUAUGAACAUUUCUAUCAAGCCCUUGAAAAAUUAAACAAACCCUCCCAGUUAAAAGACUCUGAGGACACUCUGUACAGUGACUACAUUGACCUUUUUUACAAUGCCAAACCAUACAAACAUAGAGAUGAUAGACUGCUGCAAGCCUUGGUUGAUAUUCUGAAUGAAGACAACUAAAAUGUAGGGUAUGGCACUGAGUUGGAAAUAUUCAUGCUCCCCACCCCCACUGCCCUUUUCUGAAGUAUAUUCUACACUUUACUCAUGUGAUUACUACUUUGAUUGCUUCAUACUUAACCAGGAUGUGAAGCAGGGUGGGAAACAGAUAGGAAGUGUAAUUUGUUCAUGGCGAGGCACUAAGCUGAAGGGUAUAAGUGAUCGCUCUAUUACAGGGGUUCUCAAACUUCACUGCACCACAACCCCCUUCUAACAACAAAAAUCACUACAUGACCCCAAGAGGGGGGACCAAAGCCUUAGCCCAUCCGAGCCCCACUGCCCCGGGCGGGUGGGGGGUGGGGAAAGCCAAAGCCCGAGCCCCACUGCCCCAGGUGGGGGGCACGGGCAAAGCCCAAGGACUUCAGCCCCAGGCAGGUAGCCUAUAACUAAGCCCCACCACCCAGGGCUGAAGCCCUCAGGCUUCGACUUCAGCCCCUGGUCCCAGCAAGUCUAACGCCAGGCCUGGUGACCCCAUUAAAAUGGGGUCCCGACCCACAGUUUGAGAACCACUGCUCUAUUCAAAUCUUGUCUUCAUUAUCACCAAAAGAGGUAGUUUCUUCCUUCUGGCAUGAAAUGCAACUAUAUUCCUCUGAAAACACUACAGCUCCACUUCAAACCCUUUUUCCUUUCCCUGUUGUUUUCCACUUGAUUCCUUUAGCAGGCCGUGGUUUUGAACAGGACUGCCAGUGCUACGCGAACUGUCAAGGAAUGGGGGAAUACCAUCUUCCCUUGUAGUGAGCAUAUCAGUUCUUCUUAUACCUGGUAUUCUCAUAAGACUUAAUGCUGGCUGCAAAUUCUGUCUCAGUGCAAAUUCUAGAGCAGAGAGGAAGCUUGCAAUGGGUUUGAGCUUUGCAGACAGUUAUAAAUCAAGAGAAUUCAGUUUAACUAUUCCUUAUGAUCCAUGGCUGGAAGAAAGUAUUGGACUUGAUUCUUAUGACACACCAGGGAGUUACUCCUGAUUUACACUAAUCCAGAGUCACACUGGUGUAAAAGAGCUUGGCAUCAAUAACUACAGUGUUGGAAAUAUUGCACAAAAGCCUGUGACCAGCUUGUCUUCUCCCUAAUCUCACUGUGGCCUAGGGAAAGGACUUCUAUCCAUAGAGAACACGGCAACACUGGAUGUGGGCAUGCCAAUGGCUGAUUGCAACAUUUCUUAAAUCUUUCGGAGAGGUGAGGGGCAAAUGGAGAGAGAGAGGAAAACAAGAUAGGAAGAAAUCGUAUGGGCCUGAAAAAGGAAGGAAAGAAUAGGUAAGAGGGGAAAAAAGGAUGAAAUGGAAUGUGAGUAAAGAGGAGGCAGCAGUCAAAGACAAGGAAGAGAAAAAUGAAAGGUCAGAAGUCAGAAAAGAAAAGAGAGGAGGGAGAGAGAGAUGGAGGGAAGUCCCUCAGAAUGGUUCCAGCAGCUCUUGUCAAAUAAAGUGCUGCAUCCAGAAGAUCUGAUUCAAACUGGGAGGACUGGCUGAGUGGAGUGGUCAGAUCACCUUAUCUAAUGUAGGAAGACAUAAUCUGGGACAAAAUGGCUGAGGGAUGGUGGAUGUCAGAGUAGCAAUGUUUCACACAUUUAUUUUAAUUGAAAUCAAAAUGGGUACAGGGGUGCUGGAGCUAGGGGUAUGGAGUGGCUUCCAUCAUAUACAGAGUUUACAGUUUUGUUCAGUGGCUUUCAGCACCCCCACUAUACAAAUUGUUCCAGUGUCCCGGAUGGGUAUAUGAUUUAUUACUCAUAGGGUCAAAAAAUAGCACACAGCUGAAUAUCCUGCUAAAAAAUUGAGGGAACCCUGGGCAGGGGAAUACAAAGUCUCUAAAUGAAAUGGAAAAUGCAGUGUUUCUCUACAAUGCCAAAGAUACUUGAAUAGAUAUUGACUAGAUUUUACAUCAUCUAUCUAUCUAUCUAUAGUUUCCAAACAGCUUUUAGAAAUACUUGUCACUGUUUCAGUAUCUCCAUUUCAUAAAUGAUGCUGGUAUCUCUCAAACUAAGAGCUUAACAUUUUGCUAAUACUUCAUCAAAUUGGACACAGACUUUCAAAGCUGUUGUGAAAUUCUGUUAUUUAAAACAAAACCUGGUUACUCUCAUAGUAACAACUGUUAAAUUAACCAAUAAAAAAUAGCAGGAUUUCUUUUAUAACAACUUUGAAAAUCUCUGAUUUCUCAUUCAUUCCAGUAGUAGUAUACAUUUCUAGGGCCUAAUUCUGCAUGAAGCCAGCUUUACACUAAUGCAACUCAAUUGAUGUAAGGAAUUUCUCCUGAUUUACACCAGCAUGAGUGAAAGGAGAAUCAUAUUCUACCCACUUCUCAAGGUUGUGACUUCCUGUUUGAUUUGUCUCUUGUUACUAAAUCUCCUCUUCUCUCUGUGCUAAUUUGUAACAUUUUCUUUAGCAUGGAAAGCAGUCAAAAUAUUGAAAUGGUCCAAACCAAAAAGCAUUCUCAUGAUGUUCCUUAAUUCUACUAGCAUUUAGAGAGACAGGCAGUUCAGAGACGACUGGCCUUGACUAAUUUGAGAGGUAGCACUGGGCAGGAGGAAGUGCAGGACAAUUUCCACUCACAUUUUAAUUUUCAGAACUGGGAGCUACCCUGUCAAGAACACAACACUGUUAGGAUGUGUGUACAGCUGAAUGAAUAACUGAUUUUCUGAUGCACUGGCAAUUCCAAAAAUGUUUUAAUUUUAUUUUCCGGUUGGCCUCAAACCAAAAUCUUUCAAAAAUUCAUUAAAUCCAAAAGUGAAAAAAUUGUUUUGGGUCAGACAUUUUGUUUGACUCAAAAGGAAAUGUUUCAUUUCAAUUUCAAGUAGUUUUGUUUUUUAAAAAAAAGUGAAGGAAAUUUCAAAUCAAAAAGGCGCUUCAAAUCGAAAAUCAAAAUGUUUCAUUUAAAAAAUGUCCAAAUGACAUUUUCAGAAAUUUUCUUUUUUUAUAUAUGAACAGUUAAGAUAAAAUGGACACAAAUUUGCUAAAUGUUUUGGUGUCACCAAAUCUGCAUUUUUUGCCAGACAAAAUUUCAGGUGCAAAAUUUCACCUAGCUCUUGUUGUAUCAGUCCAGCUCUAUUGUUGUGUCAAGAUUUUUAGAGGCUGCUUUCUUCAAUGAACAGCAGUAACCACUAGUCCUCGCUGUCAGUGAAAAUGAUUACUGCUUACCUUUGGUAGCAGCAGCAGCAACAAUGGCCAGUCCGUGAAUGCAGUGCUCGUGUUAACCAUGUGGAAUAGACAUGACUCUUCCUUUGUUUAAGUCCAGUCCUCAUGCUGUAGCCAAAGUUUCAUCAGAGACCAGCUUUAAAACUAACCUGCUGAAAAUCUGUCUCUUGAAUCUUUCCAACCCAGAGUAUAUUGUACAGACGUAAAUUAUUUUUGUUAGUCUUUUCUUGGUGCCUGUGUAGGUUUUGUGAAAAUGUAAAAGGAAAAAAAAAGACUAAAAUGUUUUCUCUCAGAAUUUUAAAUUAUAUUUUCUUUACAGGUAUUUAUAAUAUAUCAAAGCUUUUAUCAAACAGACAGAAUUUUAAAAGGCAUAAUAAAAUAUAUUAAAGCACCAGAUUUUUCUUGAGAAAGAGACAAUUUCAUCCAAUAAAGUAUUUUUAAAAGGCAUGUUCCAAUUACAGCUGCAACAUGUAUGUGAUGUGAUGUUAAAAUUACAUUUGUCUAAUAAUAGCAUAAUACAGUAUGUUAGCAGAGCCCAGAGUGUGUGGUCUUAACAUUUUUGAAGAAAAGACAAAGGCAGGUUAUGGAUUCGUUUGGUUGGGAAAUAUGAAAUGUAAUUAGAGUUACAAAGGAUGAGUGGCCUGAUCCCUGAGAGAGGGGCAGCAGGAGAGAGAAGAUAAUAUAUAUUUUGUUGUAUACAGAGAGUUUACAAAGGAUUUCUCUGGCAAUGCACAAGAUGAUACUGUGGGCCUGAUCUUUCACCAUUCAAGGCAAAGAGAGUUUUGCCAUUGACUUCAGUGACAGCAGAUCAGUCCCUGUGGGUCUGAAAUAUAAAAGCAUUCUGUCUGCCUGUGAUCACUAACAGAAGCUUGUGUGUCACAUGUACCAGCUUUAUAAUGAAGUGACACACGAGCAUAGAGAUCUUGAUUUUUCCACUCCCUUGCAUCAGAAUAGCAACAUUUAACAUCUGUUUUGCAAAGGCGGUAAAGAACAACCCCAGGUACCAGGCAAGGGAGCAUCAGGCCCUUAUACAGUCUCACAGUAAAUUGUCCAUGGACAAUUUUCUUUGAAAAGGGGAACUCUUGGCUGGUGUAAGUCUGAUGGAGAUUUAGGGUCAUGGCAAGGAAGGGCAGGGCAGGGGAGCCAGGGGCUGGACAGGGACACGGUGGAGGGCAAUUCUGCUAUAUCAAUCCUCCACUGACAUACAGCUCAUUAGGAACCAUAUACUAGUUAUUCAAUUUAGAGCACACCGUAGGCUGUUCUUAUGUUAGCACCAAACCAGCUCAGGGUCAGGAAGAUGUAACUGGCUCCAUAAAGUGUCCCCCAUCCACUCACUACUGCACCAGUAGUUCUCGUGCACAGGGGAAAAUUGAGCCUUUAAAUGUUAGCGUUCUAAAUUUAAGCUAGGUGGAAAGGCUUAAAGUUCUACUGUGUGUUGCCUUAUAUACAGCUGGUAGGCUUACAGAAAUGAUAUUUGAGUGUUCGUUUCUGUGUGACUAGGAAUAGAAGGAGGCAGCUGGUGAAUCAUUACAACUCAUAGAUUUCUGUUGGAACAGCAAACUAAAAUCUCCCAGUGCCAUUUUUCUAACAUUACAGACUUUAGGAAGCAAUAGGCUCCUAAAAAGUAGGCUCCUAAAGUCUGCAGUGUUCAGCUUUGAAAAUAAAUUUAAAUGAAAACAUUUUAGGAAAACCUUUUCCAAUCAUUUCAGAAGCAUUAUUAUGAUUGGGGGAGUCUAAAUCAACUAAGUCCUUACCUUACCAUACCUUACCUUACCUACAACAUACUUGCAUAGUUAAAACCUUGCUAGACAAUCAGAUGUGUCCUUUUAUAAUGCCCAUUUUAUCCUGAGACCUGUGGAUAUAUCCAGCCUCAUGAAAUGAGAACUCACCAGCUACUCAUUCAAAUAAAUGGCAUUCUGGAGAGCUCCAACCAUGGAGAAUGUAUAUUUUCCCUUGAAUCAACUCAACCAUUAAUGGUUCAGUUCACAGAUUGAAAAGACUCAAGCUUCCAUCCCAUUAGGCAUAAAUAUAAAUUAUUUAAGCAAACACUUUGCGAGCCUAAUGACAGGCACUUAUUAAAAAUAUCAUUUUGUUGUAUUGUCACAAUUUAUGAGAAAAUGUGAAACAAUAAAGGAUGGAAGUUUUGCUUCAAACUCAAUGAAUACCAAAUGUAAAAAUGUAAGCCAAGCACUGUCAAGUUCCAUUAAUAUAACAGAGGAAAAUAGAAAGAUGGUGUAUAAAGGAAUAGAUAGUUAUCAGGAAAAUAGCUCUUAAUGGUUAUACUAUUCCAGCUAUUUAGAUCUCUAUGACCGCAUGUAGCAGAGAGUAAAUCUUUUUCCUGUUGUGACAUUCUUUACCAAGAAUAAAUGGAUUUGCUGUUA
Messenger RNA from Caretta caretta (loggerhead turtle), 8216 nucleotides. RefSeq names its product proprotein convertase subtilisin/kexin type 1 (gene PCSK1). Gene Ontology annotation, biological process: peptide hormone processing. Gene Ontology annotation, molecular function: serine-type endopeptidase activity. The record is from RefSeq and is a predicted model, not a curated record. Gene Ontology annotation, cellular component: membrane; neuron projection. Lineage: Eukaryota; Metazoa; Chordata; Testudines; Cheloniidae.